This is a messenger RNA of Pundamilia nyererei, 1188 nucleotides long. The record is from RefSeq and is a predicted model, not a curated record. NCBI's taxonomy places the organism in Eukaryota, Metazoa, Chordata, Actinopteri, Cichliformes, Cichlidae.
AUGAGGCCUGCAAGUGAUUCGAGUGAAAAGAAGAAGCGUAAAGUGCUCUCGAUGACAACAAAGAGAGAAAUUAUUCAUAAAUAUGAGUGAGGUGUGAAACUUAGUGCUAUUCCACGUGAGAAUGGCCGAAAUCCUUUGACCAUAGGAAUAAUUCUAAAACAAAAAGAAGUCAUCAAAGCAGGUAAACCUUCAACGGGCACCACCAUCAUGUCCAAAAGGAGGAGCCACAUACACGAUGAGAUGGAAAGGUUUCUCCUUGUUUGGAUUAAAGACAAGGGAAAGGCUGGCGAUACACUCACCGAGACGAUCAUUUGCGAGAAGGCGUCCUCAAUUUAUAAUGAUUUAGUAAGCAAGGCACCUUCCAAUGAGCAGCCAAUGGCAUCGACGUCCUUGCAGGAGGCACCCCCAUCCUCCCCAGAGUUUAGGGCGUCGCAUGGGUGGUUUGAUCGGUUCAAGAAGAGGACUGGCAUCCACUCUGUUGUGCGUCACGGCGAGGCAGCAAGUUCCGAUCACAAGGCUGCCGAAGAAUUUGUUAGAAAAUUUGAGGAACUCAUAAACCAAGAAGGCUACACCCCCCCAGCAGGUACUAACUGUGAUGAGACCGGCCUCUUCUGGAAUAAAAUGCCGCAGCGUAUGCACAUCACCGCGGAGGAACAAAAGAUGCCAGGCCACAAGCCCAUGACAGACCGUCUUACCCUCGCCCUGUGUGCUAAUGCCAGUGGGGACUGUAAGGUCAAGCCACUCCUAGUGUACCACUCAGAAAACCCGCGUGCCUUCAAGAAACACAAAAUUUUAAAGGAGAGGCUUGAGGUUAUGUGGAGGUCCAACCCCAAGGCCUGGGUGACCCGACAGUUCUUUGUCGAAUGGGUCAACUUGGUCUUUGGCCCUGCUGUCAAGAAGUUCCUUGAGGAGAACGAUCUCCCCAUGAAGUGCCUGCUGAUCAUCGAUAACGCCCCCGCCCACCCCUCUGGCCUCGAGGACGACAUCCUGGAGGAGUUCUCGUUCAUUAAGGUUCUCUUCCUCCCUCCCUACACAACCCCUCUCCUCCAGCCCAUGGAUCAGCAAGUCAUCUCUAAUUUUAAGAAACUGUACACGAAACACAUGUUCAAACGGUGUUCCGACAUAACAGAGAGUACGCAGCUCACCCUCAGGGAGUUUUGGAAAAAUAAUUUCGACAUCGUUGCAUGA